CUCUCCUCGAACGUUCUUAUCUACUUAACUCCAAAAGAUACGUUAAAUAACCAAAGAGCCGCCUCUAGAUUUUUAUUUAUUUAUUUAAAUAGUUCAAAAAAGAGAUUUAGUUUUAUUAACUCGCAAAUUGGCUAGAUAACCAUGAAGAAAAACAAUAUAUUCUUAAUUACUUGCAAGAUACUAUGUAUACAAGUGGGUCAUGGUCAGACUUGGAGUCCAAGCACAUGGGGUUAUAAUAAGAAAAAGACGACGCACCCUGUGGAAGGAAACACUCAUACACGCAGAGGGAGAGAGAGAUGGAAAUGAUGGAGGAUGUGGUGAUAGUCGGAGCAGGAAUUGCAGGGUUGGCAACAGCAGUGGCUUUGAAAAGAGUAGGGGUUCGAGCCCUGGUGUUAGAGAGAUCAGAAGGGCUAAGAGCCACAGGAGCAGCCUUGACUCUAUUUCCAAAUGCUUGGCUUGCUCUUGAUGCUCUUGGUGUUUCUCACAAGCUCACCCCCAUUUAUGCUCUUACAUCGAUGGGAUAUGUAACCAAUGUUAGUGCUGGAGAUGUUCAACAAGUCCACGCCCGAGUGGCCAAUAAUGGGGGCGAUGGACAAGGAAUUAGGACACUUCACCGCAAAGCACUGUUAGAGGCACUGGCAGAGGAAUUGCCGGUUGACUCAAUUCAAUUCUCUUCCAAGCUAGCUGUCAUUGAAAAUGAAGAGUAAGGCGGUGCUUCCAUUGUUGUUAUACAUUUGGAAGAUGGAACUACAAUCAAAUCUAAGGUUCUGAUAGGCUGUGAUGGGGUGAACUCGGUGGUGGCACGUUGGCUAGGACUAGCAGAACCGGUCCAUUCAGGGCGGU
Molecule: messenger RNA, 843 nt
Organism: Populus trichocarpa (black cottonwood)
Lineage: Eukaryota; Viridiplantae; Streptophyta; Magnoliopsida; Malpighiales; Salicaceae
Product: monooxygenase 3
Exons: 3
Coding region: 297-707 (136 amino acids)
Molecular function (GO): FAD binding
Source: RefSeq, a predicted model, not a curated record